AUGUCGACAACAAUCAAGAAACUUGCAGAAGAACUAGAAGAGAUCAAAAAAUCACUGAACUUUAUGUCUGAGGAGAUCAGUAAAGUGGUGAAACAGCAAGUCAACCUCAUGGGCCUAAUGGAGGAGGUUCGUGAAUUGAGGAAUACAAUCAAGAUAAGAGAUGAGAUUGAAAGGCUGGAACAAAGAAUUGAUGACUUGGAGCAGUAUUCCCGUGCUGAUGACCUCAUAAUUACUGGGCUGGCUACCAAACACCACAGCUAUGCCAGGAUUUUAGCCAGUGACCAACUUGGGGAGGACGUGCCAACUGAGGAGCAGCAAACACUGGAGCAACAAGUGGUCCAAUUCAUGAACAAGCAGGAAUCUAGAGACAUCGUGCACAUCGUCUCCCUGGAUAAGCGAGAAACGAACCGAAACUCUGUGAUCAUGGAGAAGGAGUGCUUCAUACGAACCAUGGAUGCACUUCUGCCGGAGAUACGCAUAACAGAAGUGGUCACUGAUGCCCACACACAAAUUUCAGCUUUGCUGAAUCCAGAACAUGGAAAAUACAAAGAAUGGGGACUACAAUAUUCCCUAGAUAUUUGGCAUGCAGCGAAAAGUUUAGGGAAGAAGCUCAGACGGGCUGGUACGGUGAGGGAGCAGUCUGAACUGUUGCCUUGGAUCCGGCACAUCGUGAACCAUUUCUGGUAUUGUGCUAAGCAAGCAUCGUCUGUGGAGGACUUCAAGAUGAAGUGGCAUGCUGUCAUUCAUCAUGUUCGCAACCAGCAUACAUGGGCAACUGGAGCCUGUGAGCAUGAACCAGUGGAUGAUGACGCCCAGGAAAAACCUUGGAUAAAACAAGGUUCAGCAGCUCAUCAAGCCCUUGUAGCCGUCGUCUUGGACGAGAGAUGGUUGAAGGAUGUAAAGACUUUCAUCACCUUCAGGACUACAUCAGAUCUGAAAAACUUCCAGAAUCACAUACUAAUGUAUGCAGGGAAGCGGUACUCCUACACUCCAGCAGUGUAUCACACGCGAACUCUGCUCGCUGCAAUUGACUAUAACUGUCACAAUGGCCGCCUCCCGGCACGAAACAAGGAUGGACACAAGAUGUAA
Molecule: messenger RNA, 1089 nt
Organism: Cololabis saira (Pacific saury)
Lineage: Eukaryota; Metazoa; Chordata; Actinopteri; Beloniformes; Belonidae
Exons: 7
Coding region: 1-1089 (362 amino acids)
Source: RefSeq, a predicted model, not a curated record